Molecule: messenger RNA, 1824 nt
Organism: Closterium sp. NIES-67
Lineage: Eukaryota; Viridiplantae; Streptophyta; Zygnematophyceae; Desmidiales; Closteriaceae
Source: the annotation of a GenBank genome assembly
CACCAAGAUGCGAAGUGCCUUGGAGUUUACUAUGCACUCCUAGGUCAUGACGCUGUCCCUUGCCCUUCCCGCCGAGCAAGCACAACACACGUCACGCCGACUCGAAAAACUGCGAUUUUUAGAGGGGCGCGAACCCUUUCCAACCCUCGCUUUCACGAGAGCCCGCCGUCCCGCCACCACAUCGCCUGGACACUGCCAUUGGACCGCUGCGCUGCAGCUAGCGUGGCGCUCUAGCGACAUUGUUCAGGCCACGCAGCCUUGCCUUCCCGUGCCAUGCGCGGUCGAAGGUGGGGUCGCGACGCGCCGGACUCGCCGUACUUAUCUUCCUGCUGAGCACCCGGGCGGGCGGCUUGGGACUGAAUCUCCAGACGGCCGACACGGUGAUUUUAUUUGAUUCGGAUUGGAACCCCAGAUGGACCAGCAGGCAGAGGAUCAGCCAGAAGCGGGAGGCUCGGGUGUUUGUGCUUGUGAGCGUGGGGUCUAUAGAGGAGGAGAUUCUAGAGAGGGCGAAGAGCAAGAUGGGGAUCGAAGCAAAGGUGAUUCAAGCGGGGAUGUUCAAUACGACAUCGACGGCUCAGGAGAGACGGAAGUUACUGGAGCAGAUAAUGAAGAGGGGGCAAGUGAUCUCUUCCCUCUCUUCCUCCCCUCUCUCCCUCCCCUCUCUCUCCCCUCUCUUCCUCCCUCUCUCCCCUCUCUUCCUCCCCCCUCUCUCUUCUCUUUUUUCCCCCUCUCGCUCUCCCGCUCUUCCUCCCCUCUCUCUCUCUCCUCUCUUCCUCCCCCCUCUCUCGCCUCAUUUCCUCCCUGCACUCUCGCAUCUUUUCCUGCCAUCUCUCUCGGGUCUCUUCCCCCCCUUCCGCCCUCUGGUCUCUGGGUUUAGGCAAGAGGGGAAGGUGAGCUCUGGCUGGGGAGGAAGGUGGAGUCAGACAGGGGGGGAAGUCAGGGGGGGGAAGGUGAGCUCAGACAGAGGGGAGCUAGUUGUGGCGUGAGAGGAGGAGAUAUGCGCACCUGAAAUCGGGGGGGAAUUGCGUAAGCUGUGCGGGGAAACCGUAGUGAGGAGCACGGCUAAGGGUUUAGCGGAGGUGCUGGUUUCGCAGCUAGGCACCUAUGGCCCUUAGCUAGGUGUGAGCUAAUGGUGAAGGCUCUAUCGAGAACGGGGGUGAGGGAGGGAGAGGUCGCGAAAGCUUUGGGCUCGCGAGUGUAAUAAAUAGGGUUAGAAGCUAUGGCGAGGAUCACGGGCAGCUCCCUGCUUAGUGCGCACGAGGAGGGGGGGGUGGGGGGGGGAGAUACUAGGGUGGCGUGAGUGACGCUCGUGUAACUGCGGCACUUGGCUUUGACAUGGUGUGACCUGUGCUUUCCUGCAGUCGAGCUGCCUAUACUCGCUCACUCUAUUUCUGUCGUGGGUUGUGCUGGGUGGAGUUGGUUUUGGGGCUGGAGUGCCUAUUCACUCGAUGACCCUUUUUCUUUUUCCCAGGUUUCUGUCGUCUCUCUUCGCUGGUUGCUUGGCUGUGUUUGUUCCUCAUUAUAUUUUGAAUACGAACUCGCUUAUCUUCUUUGCCUACUUGCGUGUUUGCGAACGGCUCUCCGGCGUAGUGGGGUCCGGGCAUCGCCAGCCAUCCACGCUUGCGACGUCGCCAGCGUUGGCGAGGUCGUUUCUUCUGUUGCGAGGUUCCUCGUGGGCCGUGCUUGGGUUUUUUGCGAUGGUGCACCCUCGUUGCUUUCGCCACCCCACUUAAAAGGCUGACUUUAUCAGACUAUUUACUCUGAUUAGUCUGAAAUCUCAGACCGGUUUUUUGGCUAAACCUGAAUUUCCAGAUAAGGCAUUUU